GUUGGCUUAACAUAAACUCGGUAAUAUUCUACAAAUUACUUCGUGCAAUUCAUCUGCAACCCUCUUUUGCUGACAAGUCUCCCAGCGCCACCAUAUCGCAACGGGCUUGCCAUACAGAAAUCAACGUGGUAUUCCUCUCUCUCUACCGCCAGAAUGCCGCGAGAUGUUCCUGCCUUCCGAACUAAUCUUCGCGAUGAUCAAGGCAAGACUGUACUCGGAAACGCUGACAACUUCUGGAUUUGGACCAAAGAGCCCGGUUUCGACCUCACACACCCUUCGACUCCCGAGUCGAAGCCUGUUGAGCCCCGCAUUAAGAUGAAAUGUGAAAUGACCCCGUUCACCAUCGACCCAAGUUGGGUCCAGGCUGGAAGAGUGGAAUCGCUUCUCUGAAGUCUGAGUACAAUCCCAAUAUUGAUAGAUCUCAGCAAGUCGUACCUUCACCGCUCAUCUCCCAACGUAAUACAUCAUUUCAAUCGUUAAUAUCAUGGAACCCUG
Messenger RNA from Mollisia scopiformis, 495 nucleotides. RefSeq lists its product as uncharacterized. The coding region runs from base 154 to 390 and encodes 78 amino acids. The transcript has a single exon. NCBI's taxonomy places the organism in Eukaryota, Fungi, Ascomycota, Leotiomycetes, Helotiales, Mollisiaceae. The record is from RefSeq and is a predicted model, not a curated record.